This is a messenger RNA of Priapulus caudatus, 1024 nucleotides long. RefSeq names its product 6-pyruvoyl tetrahydrobiopterin synthase-like. Gene Ontology annotation, molecular function: 6-pyruvoyltetrahydropterin synthase activity. Lineage: Eukaryota; Metazoa; Priapulida; Priapulimorpha; Priapulimorphida; Priapulidae. Gene Ontology annotation, cellular component: mitochondrion. The record is from RefSeq and is a predicted model, not a curated record. The transcript is spliced from 6 exons. Gene Ontology annotation, biological process: tetrahydrobiopterin biosynthetic process. The coding region runs from base 170 to 601 and encodes 143 amino acids.
AUUAGAUCAGUGGAGUCAACGUAUGACGUAUAGAGAGCGCCACGUACGCGCAAAUGAGUAUUUCUGUAUUUUGAUUCAUUGCAAUUUGGAUGUGAAGAGAGGUUAGAGUAAAUCAUUUUUCAUUUAUUUGCCGUGAAAUCACUGUAAUUCACACAAUACAUUCAUAAUCAUGGCUGAUAUUACACCUGUUUUGUACGUGACUAGGAUAGAAUCUUUUAGUGCGUGCCAUCGUUUAAACAGCUCACAACUCGGUGAGAAAGAUAAUCAGGAUAUAUUCGGAAAAUGCAACAAUCCAAAUGGCCAUGGCCAUAAUUAUAAAGUUGAGGUAACUGUUAAAGGAAAGGUAGACCCUGUAACAGGAAUGGUAAUGAACAUUGUGGAUCUGAAGAUUUAUAUCCAGGAGGCUGUGAUGGCAACACUAGAUCAUAAGAAUAUUGACAAGGAUGUUCCUUAUUUCAAAGACAUAGUAAGCACGACGGAAAAUGUAGCAGUAUAUAUCUGGAAGGGCCUGGAGAAGUUGCUACCACCCAACACUCUGUACAAAAUUAAAAUUCACGAGACUGACAAAAAUGUUGUGUGUUACAAAGGAGAAUGGAUGUGAGCACAUCGCCCUAUGUCAAACAUCGCUAUGAUAUUUUAAGUUUUUGAUUAGUAACCUAGUGAUUAAUCUAUGUGGCAUUCUCGUAAAAGAUAGACUGACGAUCGUAAACAAUGUAUGAACUAACUUAAAACUAAGUUACACCAAAACCUUAGUUUUCCACCCAGUUAGAAACUGCAAUGUGAUUACCCUGUGUUUGCAUAGUAAAGCAAGCCAAAUGAUUAUGUGAAUAGUAUGGAGCGUCACCUGGCCUGAGGAAAGUGGUGACUGGGAGACAUGAAAGCUUGGCAGUCACGUUAAGGGUAUGAACAGACGCAGUUGUUGAGAAGUACGAUGUGGCCUGCUCCGAUGGAAGAGAGGGCGGGAGGAUGGUGGAGGGAAGGAGGAAAGAGAGAAAGAUGGUUUGCGAGAGAGCGGGAGCAAGAG